UACAAAAUUGCAAGCAUUCUGCUUUUUAAAAUGGCGGACGGCGUUGACAUUGAUUUAUAUGACAAUAUAGAAGAUGAAUUUAGUCAGGAUGCAGAUUUUGGUGGAGGAGGAGAUUUGUAUGAUGAUGUUAUCACAGCAUCAUCAACACGUUCAAGUGCAGAGCCGAUGGACAGAUCUGGAAGUAAAACACCAUCUCGAUCUAACAGUUCAUCCCUUCCCUCAUCUACAUCUGCAGCCACGCAUACUGGAAAAAAACAUAUGCUUUACAUUGGAAACUUAACAUGGUGGACAACUGAUCAAGAUCUUACAGAUGCUAUGAGUUCUAUAGGUGUAUCUGAUUUGUUGGAGAUUAAAUUUUAUGAAAAUAGAGCCAAUGGACAAUCUAAAGGAUUUGCCUUGAUUAUUGUGGGUUCUGAGCAGUCUUCAAGAACUAUAUUUGACAGACUUCCCCGUAAAGAACUUCAUGGUCAGAUUCCUCAAGUCAGCCACUUCACUAAACAAGCUCUCAAUCAGUUUGAAGCACAGGCUCGCAAAACUGGAGGCGGUGGACCAGGAGAUGCUGAUCGCAGGGAUGAUCGAGGACCAUCAGGUCGGGACUCAUCUUCUAAUGGAAAUUUCAGACAUGAUACACUUUCUUUUCUAGAUAAGCGUGGUCCUUUACCUCAGGGAGGACCACCUUCUGGUGCUCCAGGCUUUCCACCAAGAAUAAAUGGCCCACCACCACCAAGGCAAGGACCACCUCCAGUUGUUGGACCACCACCUAGAGGGGCUGGUCCACUAAAUUUUGCUCAACUGGUCAGAGCAUGUACUGACUACUUGGCUACAGCACCUCCAGGCACACUUCCACCUGUGACUGGACCACCACCUGGAAUGCCCCCUCUACCACCUCGACCUGGUCAACCUGUUCCUCCUGGUAAUAGGGGUCCUCCACCCAGAUUAGAAGUACCACAGGUAAAUAUGCCUCCUAGGCUAGGUAUUCCUCCUCCUCACUUGCGACCACCACCUCCGUUGGACACAAGAGCGCCUCCUCCUAUGAGACCAGAAUGGGAGCGACCACCUGGCCCAGCUCAACCCCCUCCUCCUGGCACUACUUAUCCUCCUGGAGGCCCCCUUCCCCCACAGCCAGUACCACCACCUGGAUUGAGACCUCCACAUAUUGCUGCUCCAGGUUUGCCUCCUCCAACUAUACCACCAGUCUCAACUGCACCACCACCAGGACAUGUGCCUCCACCUGGGCACAAUCCUUUCUUUCCUCCUCCUAUUACUGGUCCUCCACCAACUGCAACUCACCCACCACCAGAUCCAUAUGGAAGACCUCCUCCAACAGCUAACUAUCAAGACACUUUGUAUGCCAGGCCACCACCAGAAAGGCCAUCGCGUUCUGAACUUAGAAAAACCCCAAUCAGGCAUGAGCCACCACCCCCUCAGCUGAGUGACCAAGAGUUUGAAGAAAUAUUUCAACGCAACAAAACAGUAUCAAGCAGUGCUAUCAAUAGAGCUGUCCAGGAUGCUAGCUCGGGUGACUUUCCCAGUGCUAUAGAAACUUUAGUUACAGCCAUCUCUCUAAUUAAGCAGUCAAAAAUAGCUGCAGAUGACCGUUGUAAAAUUCUCAUCAGCUCGCUGCAAGAUACACUUCAUGGGAUUGAAGAGAAAUCCUAUGGCUCUAGGAGCAGUAGACGAUCAAGAUCAAGAGACCGGGAAAGGGAUCGGGAAAGAAUGGAAAAACGGUCCCGACAUCGUUCACGUAGUAGGGAAAGAGACCCUCGAGAGUAUAGAGAACGUUCUAGGGAAAGAGAUAGAGAGCGUGAACGACAUUAUGAAGAUCGUCGUGAAAGGGAACGAGAGAGGGAGCGUAGCGAGAGAAGUGACAGAGGAGGAGAAAGAGAUAGAGAACGAUCCGAAAGAGAACGUACUGACAGAGAACGUGCUGAACGGGAACGCAGUGAUAGAGAGAGAGCAGACAGAGAAAGGGUUGAACGGGAACGAACAGAACGUGAGAGGACAGACAGAGAGCGUGAAUACAGUAGUCGGCGACACUAAGAUCAUUUUAUUUGACCAUACUGCUUGUUUUUCUUUAUGAGAAAGUUGCAAUGAAAAGUGACUGCUGCCUGGCCAGAAGUGCCCUUUCUAUGUUGUUCUACCUACAGUUUUAUAUUUACUCAAUUAGCUUGGUCUCAACGAUAACACUAAACAAUUGCUCAAAUGUUAGGGAGCCUACAACAUGCACACAAUUGUCUGAGUUGAUCUCAAGCAUGCUGUGUUAGUCAAUAUUAUUUUUUAUUUUCAAAAUAUUAUUGUGUGUGGGAUAAGUCAUUGUCCAGCUUCCGCCUUUAAAUGGCAUUAACUUAGCCAAGUUAGGCUUUUUCUUUUUUUUUUUUUUUUUUGUGUUGUUGUUGUUUAUGAUAUUGAUAUUCAAUGUGUUGUUAUUAACAGGGUGUCAGAAUGGGAGAUUUGAUAUUUAGUAGUUAUACAACUGUUACCGUAUGAACGCUAAGUGGGUUGUUAGGAUUUUGUUUUAUACAAGAUGGUGAAAAUUGUUGAAAUAACAUAUAUGUUUGUGGCGUAAAAGACUUAGAAUGGUCCUAACUAGUGAUUAGUGAGGAAACUUACCACAAAUAUGAGCUUUUAUUGAUCAGCUAUUAGGCUGCAUGUUAAUGGAUGAAAGUGUUCAAACUUGGUUGUAUUGAACUUGGUGAACAUUGUGUUCAAUAUAACCAAAGAAAUGGCCCAUUCAUUACUAUGUUCUAGGAUAAGUCUUCAGUACCUUCACUGUAAUUUGCAAGUGAUUGUGACUGACAGGCCUUUGUAAUGUUAUUGCCUUUGGAGCCAGAUUCUUAGAGACCUUGAAUGCUCUGAAAAUAAAUAAGAGAAAAUGUUCAGGUGUCAUUUGAAAAACAUAAUCCUAAUAGUUUUUUGAAAAAUAAAAAAGGUAUUGUUUUCCUUAAUUUUAUGUACACUAGAACUGUAAUAUUCAUCUCUAAAAGCUCUCUGUUUAUUUUUAAUGUGAAUUCAUGCCUAUUAACUCAAAUGAAUUAGCCAAAAUAGUUUUUAAAGUUUCAAUGAGAUACACAUGCAAAUUAAACUAAACAUUAUUUGAAAUUUGCAAGAUUGUGGUACGGAGAUUAUUUGUUUCGUCUUUUUUACCAAAUGCAUCUUAACUUUGUAUUUUGUUUUUUCAUUAGUGUCAAUUUAUUUGUCCCAUAUUUUAAUAUACCUAGAUUACUUUUUAAAGUUAUACCUUGUACUAGAACCAUUCCCCUGUUUGUUAGUGUCAUGGCAUUGAAAGGGGUUGUUUGAAUGAAUGAGAAAAGUCUGUUGAAUGAUUUUUAGAAAACCAAAUGUGAUUCAGGCUCCCGGCCUUAAAUAAGCUUGUCUUGUAGAGAUUCAAAUUAUUUGUGAUAACCGACUAUCUGUGAUAUUUUGUUGACUUGCGUGCAUUUAAACUUGACACCGUCCAUAUAAUUUUUUGAAAGGGUGCUAUACACGUACUUGUACAGCACUAUUUACACCGCUAUUGUCUCCACAUUCCACAUACAUCUCUUAGAUAUCAUCAUUUACAUAUGACAGUGCAAUACUUAUUAUUUUGUCCUAUCACUUUUGUGAUCAUUGCUAAAUGACUAAUGACUUCUUCAUUUCAGGUUAUUUGACCGCUUUCCUGACUUGCCAAAAAAAUGUUGUGAUUUUUUGUCAAUGAUUGUAUAUACAUGAAUUUUUUUGUCUUUGGUUUUCUAUAAUUUUGUUUUCUUCAGCAUUAUUUUCAACUUGAAAAAUGAAUUAUUUGAUAAGUGAGUUUUGUCUUGUAAUGUUUUGUAUUUUCUUACGAACUAGGUCUUUUAAAUUGUUUAAUUUAUUCUUUUUAUAUUUAUAUAUAUAUAUACACACAAUGCAAUAGUGAAUGGAGUAAUGGUGAUGAUAGUUACUUUUCCCAUAUUUUAAAUUUUGAGUGUUGGUCAGAUUCCCUCUCCAUUUUUAUGUAUAUGACUCUACACUUUAUGCCUAAAAAAAUGACUGGUUAGCAAAAUACUUUCUUUUUCUGGGGUUAUCAGUUUUUUGUUACUUUUUUUAAGCUGAAGCAAAGUGCCUCAGAUGGAAAAUAGGACAAACUUUUUUUUUUUUGAGAAAUUUUCUUUUGGUGUGACCAAGGCUAUAAUUUUUAAAUCCCUGACUGCAUAGCACAGUAUAAUAUUCUUGUAAUAGGUUCGUAUUUACAUACACUCAAGGAAUGUUUGAAGUUACCAAAUAUCCUUCUUGUAGUGUGUAAAUAAUUCGGGUUUGACAACAAAAAGCUGAUUGUUGAGGUACCCCUGCAAUCUAUUGGGCAGAUGAUGUAAAGCUCUUUAUCUUCUGUGGCUGACAGUUAAUGAGGGUAUCAUAUAGCCAGCACAAUUACAAACCACCCUUACUUCCCCUACAUAUGUCAGGCCCAAGUUCCAAAUCCCAGUCUUCAUCUGGAUUCAAACUUCGGGGACCCUCGCCCCUUUCCCCCCAAUUUGAAAUCAAUAAGUUCACCACACAGUUGUUAAUAGAUAUCUAUCACAGAUAUACCAUUAUACCUUGCUGUAAAAUAAUGAAGAAAUAAUCAAAUGGCUUUUUAUAUAAUAUACAUACAUUUGUGCAUUUAUUUUGUAAUUUAAAUUUUGUUUAUAAUGAUUAAUACCAUGGUUUACACUUUGCAGGUGCCAAGAAAAUGUCCUAAACUUUAACUAAAUGUGCUUAAUUUUAUAUGGCUUGCAUUACUAUAUAUUUUUAAAUUUUUUUUUUAAAUAACAGUUUGACCUGAUUAUAUUGAAAAUGGUUAUAUGAAAAGUGUGAUUUUUUUUUUUUUUACAUUUUAAUUAGCUGGUCAUUUCCAGUAGGAAUGCAUGGCUUCUCUAAUCAUUUAUAAGAAAUCUAGGCUAAUUAGAACAUUUCAAAUAUUUGUAACAGUCUACAUGCUAAAAUUAUUUAGAAAAAAAAGGUAAAAAUGAUGCUUUGAAUCACUAGUGUAUACUAGUUAUGCUUGUUUAAUCAGGGUGCAAAAUGACAUUGAAAUGAAAUGUCAGGGGGACAACCAUGUUAGGGCAUCAAAGGCAUGGCCUUUAUCCCAGUGUCAUUAUCUUUCCCCUAAAGUAACCCUUGCUACCUGAACCUUAAAAUGUUAAUGUCCAAUUUAGUCCUACAUUCUCACUCCUAACACCUCUACUGUAUGUACAUCUGAUUGAAAUAUAUUGGUAUGCAUAAAGCAAGAUGGCGUAUAUCUAGUUAGAAAUAUUUUACAUGCUACAGUGAAAAUAGAGGUGACAUACAUACAAAAGAUAGUUCUUCUGAUUGGUUGUGUUGAACAUAUAGAGUUAUCUGUCCAACAUAAUGUUAGACUGGGCUCAUAUAUAUUACUGACUGUUGGCCCUGGGGUUUGGUAUCUGUAACCAGUAUGUUUAAAUGCCAGAGUUAUUGACACUGUUGUAAUACUUAGAGAUAUGAGAGCUACUAAAACAGUUCAGCUCGAGAAAGUGUACUAAUUACCAAAGUUUCAUACAUGCUUGAAAUUCUCAUCUAAGUGACAUUUUGAGUGAGAUUUUAUACCAGUUUUAUGUCAGAACUUCUUUGUGCCCAGUCAUUAGUCAUAUUUUGUUUAGAAUGUGUGAACAUUGAGUGAUAUUUACACUGAAAGAGGCCCUCUUGUUCUGAUACUGCAUGUUACACAAACUGCAUUCACCUUUAAAUCUUGCAUGCUUUUACUUUUCCAGUUUUUGUUAGAAAUAACAUUUCUCUUGAAAACUGCAAUUGUUAGAAUACUAGGUUAGUGAUUAAAAUAUUGUUCUCUUGAAAGAUUUAUAUUGGCUACCAUUAUGCUACUAAGCCACUGCGUUUAGGAAUAGAAUGUGGGCAGUAUUAUGAUAGAGGCAACUAAUUAACUUUUCUUUCCGUUGUUUGAAAUGGGGCUGGAUGUUUUGUUAUCCACAAAAUGUAUCUAAACUGCCAAAGUCCCCAAACAUGUAUUUGUAUGAUCCAUUGUUGUGUAUAGGCUAACCUUUAUUGAUUGUAGUUCAUCAAUUGAAAUAUUCUUGUUUCAGCUAAAAACAAAAAUAUUUCUUGGUGAGCUCAAUGGUUUUUUUUUUGGGUGGGGGGGGGAUUUUAUUAUUAAUUUUUAAAUAGAUUUUAUUUAGCAAAUUUUUCAUGCUUAUAGCAUGCUCAGAGCGCUAUGAUCCAAUCUCUAGAGGGGGGAGUGGGUAUCAGGGAGGUUUUCCAUGCUGCCUUAAGGUGCUUAAAAAACAGUCUGGUGUUGUACUGGAUGCCCUUUGAUAGGUUGCCAUUGAAAUGAUAAUCUAUAUAGUUUAGUGUCCUCACCAUUAACUAUCACUAUUGUAUGUAUUACUCAAGUUUUAGUGGCUUAAAAGUUUUUCAGUAUGGGUUUCUCGUUGUAUACCUUAUGUCAUAUGUAGUAUACUGUGAUUGGUAACUUAUUUGUAAGAAAAAUUGCCCAUCUUUUUAUUGACAUUGGGCAACAGUGACAGAUUGUCUAAUACCUGCGUGUAAUAAUGAUCAACAUUUUAAUUGUAAUUAGACUUAAAUAAUUAUAAAAAAAAAAUCUUUUUUCAGAGAUCUAACACAUAAAAACAUUUUCCUCAAGAUUGUUAUAAUCUAAACGUAUCCAGUUUGUAAUACUUACAAUAGGGUUUAUAAGAUGUGAAACGAUUUCUUUAGUUAUUUGUCACAUGAACUGCUAUGUGUUAGUUAUCACAUUAAGUUUUGUAAAUAUUGCAGUGUGGUACUAUUGAAGCCAUACAUAUGGCAGAUUAUCAUAUUUAUAGUUUGCCCAAGAGAUUAUAUAGGGAAAUCAGUCUACGUAUAAUAGUUAAUAUGAAGUUUAAAAAUAUUUCCAUUACCAAACUUGAAGGAAAAGUAACAAUUGGUGUCCAUACAUUUCUCCCUAUAUCAUUACUAGACAUGUUAGUCUAGAAAAUAUUAACAACUGAAGGGUGUUUCUAAUUCAAGUAAAUUAGUUUGUCAAGUCACUCAGUACAUUCUAAAUGGCAUUAAACUGAAUAAUCAAUGUCAAUAAACUGACUGGUCAACAAUAGAGAGGUAGUAUUAUUAUUAUUAUUAUAGCUUUUAUAUAGCGCUACUUUCAUGCUUAUAGCAUGCUCAGAGCGCUUUUGGUCCAAUCUCAUUUGUGGUCCAGUGGGGGGGGGGGGGGGGGGAGGGGGUAUCUAGGAGUUGGUUUUCUGUGCUGCCUUUAGGCGCUCAGUAAACACAACUCUGCCUGAGUCGGGUGUCAAACCUCAAGCCCCCUUCUGGGUAGCCAAGCCAAGUUCAAACGCACUUGGCCUCUCGACCACGCUUCUCACUUAUUAAAUUGAUAAUUGUUAUUAAUGAACCCAUGAUUUGUUCACAUUUUAGUGUGUGUGUGUAUAUAUAUAUGUAUAUAUAUAUAUAUAUAUAUAUAUAUAUAUAUAUAUAUAUAUAUAUAUAUAUAUAUAUAUAUAUAUAUCCCUUAGCUUCCAUGUCAUCCAUUCCAAUGGAAGAACUGGAUUAAAAUAUUUUCUUUUUUCACAUUUGUUAAGUAGAAGAAUUUUUCUGAUUUUAACAUAUUUGUUUGGUUUUUCGUUAUCAAACACACAUAAGCAAAAAAUUAAUUCAAAGACUUAAGGACUUAUGCAGGUGAAGUAGAGUUUACCUGUGUGGCUAACAGUUUACAUAGGCUUGUGGCCUAUAGAAUAAGGCCAUCUCUAUGCAUCCCCAUAAUUAGAGAGCUGUUCAGACCACUUUUGAGACAAAGCACAAUUUCUUAAGAAAUUAUAGCGCUCUAGUUGUUUUGGAAAUAAAGUUCCACCAGAUCCUAAAAAAACUCAAUAUCCAUACUUAUUUAUAUAUAUUAAUGAUAAACUUCACUUCUGAUGACUUAUUAUGUAAAAACAAAAUCUUGUUUUAAAUUUACUUUGUGUACAAGUUACAGUUGCUAGUCCGAGUAGAAUGUAAACAUUCAUUGUUUCAUAUCAUUUCUACACAGAGUUGAUGGAAUCCUUAAGAACAAAAACCCUUUUAAUCUUUUGUUUUGGUGUCAAAUGUAGGGGCAGAUUAGUUUUUAGAUUUCUAUGACCCAAUCUUGUACUGAAGUUCUGCGCUGACCCUCACUGAAUUUAAUGUACUUGAAUGUCUUCAUCAGUUUUCAGUUUUGGUAUUAACUCAUUGUGUAUGUAUUGCAGCACAGUACAUUUUGGUGUGCCCACGUGUGCCAGUGAUUGUUUAAUAUUCUUUUUUAAGUCAGAUUAUUUUUUUUACAGAGCUUUGUUUAGAUUGUUAGAAGCUUUAAAAAAAAAGGAUUUUUUUCUCUUAUGUUUACGUUUUAAAAUGAAAAGGUGCUGUUGAUGUACACAGUGCCUCUAAAUAAUGACUGUUAGUUGAAAGUGGUCAUUUUAUUUUAAUUUAAAAUCAAAUUUUCAAGGAAUUCAUAAUUAUUUUAAUCAAAAAUCAUUUUUAUCAAGGUACCUUUUUAAAAAGCUCUUUUUAUUUUUAAGUGUUUGAAAGAACUUAUUUUUGAAAUAGUAACAUAAUCUUGAGAACUUUUUUUCAACAUUUGGUUAACAUUAAGUAAGAGUAUUUUUAUAAAAAAACAUUUAUAGAUAGACGUGUUAAGAGUUGUGCUGCAUUACGUAAAAGUUAUCUACAGAAUGAGUUAAUCAUUUUUGUUGAGGUUUAUACAUCAUCUUCAAACUACUCUGUCUUACUAUUUUGUACUUUUUAUUUUAAACCAUUUCUUUUAAGUUUUGCUUUUUUUUAUGUUUCUCUUGUAAGGUUGUAGUGAUAAAAUCAAUUAGAUGGAGUAAGCAACUAAAUAUAAUAAAAAAAAAAAGAGAACAGUUCCGAUGUGAAAUUCAUUCUUUUUAUUUACAACAAUAAUUUUGCGGAUUGCAGUUACUCCCAAUGUUAUUAGCUAUGCAAGCUUCCUUCUCACAGAAUUUGUCAAGAAAUAUAUUAAGUCUAUACAUUGUCGGUUAUAUAAAGUCCUUUUGAAAAUAUGCUCUAUACAUUGUCGGUUACUGUAUUUAAAUGUAUUAUUAAUGUUUUGGCAUUUACUUCACUGUUAAUAUUUACUCAGAAAAGUGAUUUAUUUUUACAUAACAGUAAACAUGGAGAAACUAGCCUAUGUAUAGGUCUGUUGAAGUGUAACUUGUUUAAAUGGUGGGGAAACAUCCAUAUUCUUACUACUUUUUAAAUUGUACUUUUCUUGAUAUCUGCCAUUUCGAAAAUCUUGUAUUUUCUGCAAAAUAGUUUUAGAUGUGCUCGCCAAAUCAAAGUAAUUGCAAUUAAGCUUUUUUUUUCAUUAUUCGUAACUGUGAUAUUUAUUCCCUAUCUGAAGAAACUGGUCUGGCAGAAAUGUUUUUGGGCUGGGAUAAAGGAAACUAUGUUCCCUUUCUGAAGAAACUGAUCUGGCAGAAAUGUUUUUGGACUGGGAUAAAGGAAACUAGGUUCCCUUAAAAAUCACCCUCUGGAUAUGCAGAAUAUUAUAAAAUUAAAUAGCUAUAAAUAGCAUUAAUAUUACUUGAAAUACUAAACAUUUUUUAUUUGUAUAGUAUGCUAAUGGAAAAGUUGAAUAAAUUCUACUAUUGUAGUUGUGCAUACAGUAAUAUAAUAAUAAUCUUUUAUAUGCUAAUAGAAUAAGUAUAGAAAUAUAGUGAACUUCCCACCCAUCUACACAAAGAAACUUGUGUUGUGCAAUUUAAAUUACGUAGUAGUAACACUUUGGUGUUUGAAUCGAGGAUAGAGAUGAACUAGUGGUGCCAGCCGAAUUGGCAGUCCAUGUGGCAUGUUGAUAGAAUGUUCUCUUUUUGACUCUUUUUUUUUCUCUUUUUUUUUUAUUUCAGAAAAAUGUGUCUUGUCUUUAAUCUGUUAUUCAUAAAUAUUUAAACAUGCACCUUAUUAUACAUAAUGUGUUGACAAUAUUGUUAGAGGUUUAUGACUAAUGCAGCCACCUCAGAUUUAUGCUAUUUAAAACGUUUCAGUUACAAACCAUUUUGUAUUAUUAGUUACCCUCUAAGUAAAUCAUGAUUUUGUUUCCAUAAGUCCUUAUUGUGUAUCCCAUUGUAGACCUUCUGGAAACCAAUGGGUGGCAUUUAUUGGGAUUUGUAUGGUUUAUGUUAAUACCGGGGGAUGGGAAAUAAAUGAACUGAUUGGAUCUUGUCAUUGAAAAGUUGUACUUCUUUUUUCAAUUGUCAGCUUCAAUUUAUUUAGUAUCAGUUUGCUGAUACUAGACAAAUGUAAGCUUCUGAAUGUAGUUUCUUGAAUGUGGUGCCAUAUUAUUACUAGAAAUGCCAUAGUUGUUCCCAUUGUAGAGAAAAGGCUACAAUGUCACUCGUUCUGAUCACUGUUUUUAGUUGAGAACUAAAGCUGCUUUAGUAUCGCCUCAGUUUCAAUAUCAAACUCAAGUAUUUCCAGUCUUAACCAUAUUUUGUUCAUAAUAAAUAAUACUUCUAUUUGCUUACCUUCAUCUCUGGCAUUGACUGUAUCCCUAGAAAUGUUAACCCCUGUGUAACAGCUGUUCAUGUGUUAGUUUUAUUCUGUUUUGGCCCUACAUAUGCAGAGUCUGUUAUACCUGAACUUCAACUACCAUUACCCAUUAAUAUUCAAAGAUGAAAUGAAAGAUGAUUUUAUGAUCACAAUCUGCUGCAUUUCACCUUUAGAUAUAUGCAAUGAAAUAUAUUGCUCUUGAUGACUUAGUGAUAAAGUGUGUAGGUAAAACUAGGAACUUAGUUGUAAUGUUUUCUUGAUUUAUUUGUUAUGUUGAACUCUCUAUAUCAACAUUUCAUUCAAAUGUACACGUUAGUUCAAUCAUUCUAUCUAUUUGAUGCAGUGCAAUUAUAAUUCCAUGUGUUUUCUUGACAAUGAAUGUGAUUUAAAUGAAAUACUGUAUAUUUGAAUGGCAUUUUGUAUAUCAACAUCUGUGGAUUGUACCUCCAGGGACCUGUUUGCAAAACAGCUGGACUAAAUUAAACCUUAAUUCUAAUUACAAUUUGGAACUCGAGGCAUAUUUAAAGUAGCAGCAGUUUUGCAAAGAGUUGUGCCCAUGUUUUUUGUCUGGUAUUUAUUGUAACUGACCAAGGCAUUUCUUCCUUAUCUGUUUCCCUUAGGCUUCUCCAUGUUGUAUCAAGUAUGUUCAGCUGGCCCAAGAUGCACACAGAGGAUUCUCUUAUAUGUUUACAACCAGAUCAUCAGUAAUGUAACUUUAAUCUGUUGAUGUCAGGAGUUGUUGCAAGGGCUAAUUGUAUUUUUUUUUUUUUUUUGCUGUCAUUUUUUGUUUCAAACUCUUGGGAUGUUCAAUGAUUAAAAAAAAAAAGAAGGAAGAGGAAAAGCCCAGCAGGGAAUUCAAGUUGGACUUGAGCAGUUUGAACUGGACAAGGGACAGCUUCAGAAAAUCUGACACAAGAUAACUAAGCCCUCAAGGACAUUGGUUGGACAGGCAAUUUUUUUUUUGUUUCACUAUUUGAUAAAUGACAUUUUCUUGCUUUUAAAUUGUUUUGCAUCACCACCAUCACUGCAUCAUCACCAUCAUCAUCAUUCAUUAUUUACAUUCAUUUUUUUUUUUUUUAUUAAAAAAUCAUUGUUUCAACUUUUUAUCAUAGAGAAAGCUUGGAAUGGUUACAGGCUUACAUAACUGUCUAUAAUUGUCUAUGUCCUGUGUUGUUUUGGUGACAUAAAUACAAUAGAAAAAAAAAACAUCA
Messenger RNA from Biomphalaria glabrata, 11699 nucleotides. RefSeq names its product cleavage and polyadenylation specificity factor subunit 6-like. Gene Ontology annotation, biological process: mRNA alternative polyadenylation. The record is from RefSeq and is a predicted model, not a curated record. Gene Ontology annotation, molecular function: mRNA binding. Gene Ontology annotation, cellular component: mRNA cleavage and polyadenylation specificity factor complex. NCBI's taxonomy places the organism in Eukaryota, Metazoa, Mollusca, Gastropoda, Planorbidae. Bases 31 to 2040 code for a protein of 669 amino acids. The transcript is spliced from 17 exons.